Pezoporus occidentalis (night parrot) is the source of this 4958-nucleotide messenger RNA. RefSeq names its product gonadotropin-releasing hormone II receptor-like. Gene Ontology annotation, cellular component: plasma membrane. Lineage: Eukaryota; Metazoa; Chordata; Aves; Psittaciformes; Psittacidae. Bases 1387 to 2505 code for a protein of 372 amino acids. Gene Ontology annotation, biological process: G protein-coupled receptor signaling pathway; cellular response to hormone stimulus. The record is from RefSeq and is a predicted model, not a curated record. The transcript is spliced from 4 exons. Gene Ontology annotation, molecular function: G protein-coupled receptor activity; protein-hormone receptor activity; peptide binding.
CCAGCUUGAUCCCUUUUGGUUCAGUGUGGAAGUGAUGGGGGGGUCAGGGGACUCUGAUGGAUGGUGGUGCCCCUCCUGGGUCUCAAGAGCUGGUCUCUCUGCCCUACAAUUUGACUCUUAAACCCACAAAGGGGGAAAGUUCUCCUUUCUGCUUGUGUCCAGCAGCACUCCUGCUAGCAGAGCAGCCGCAGAGAUGGUGCAACCCCAGUGAGACCUCAGGCAUCUCCUCCCAGGGAUAAAUGGGAAUAGAUUUAAUAAUGGAAAACCUAGCCCAGAAAGGGAACCUCCUCUUUUCAGUGAACAGCAUAGAGCCACCACCUCCGACCUGAGACCUGCAGUCCCCAUGCACACUGUGUACUUCUUAAUGUAAUAGACCAGGAGAUGUGAAGGUCUAUUUGCGUGUAAUUAUAGUCCCUGUGCUGCUCAUGGGAGAGUGUUCGCUGGUGCUGGCCACAGCAGGGCUUGGGGCUGGUCCUCUGUCAUCCCCAUAGCUCAUUCACUCUUGCUGGCCAGAGGAGCAGGAUGUCCUCAAUUUCCCUCUCUGCCCUUGCAUUGCACAUCAUAUUUAUUUAGCUCCUGUGAGCAAUUUGUCCCUCCUGGGGUUUCACAUUGAGCUCUCACUGCAUUAUGCUGAAAGAAAUAAAGAAAGAACAAGGUGGGAUCAGAAAGAGCACAGAAAAGAGAUGUAUAUUCAUUAAAAUGGAAAAAUGACCCAAGCUGCUUCUUAUUAAUUCCCUCCUUACAGCGUUUCCAGUUCAAGCACAUUCCUGUGCUCAUCAGUGAUGCUCCUAUGGAUCUGUGUGGUCCAGGAGCAUCGCUGUGCCACGUGUGUGCCUGUGUGUGCUAUGAGUCUCCUGGUUGUCUGAGCAACGGGGUAUUCAUCACUAACUCCAGGGAUAAUUAACUCAUUUCCCUGUAUUUAUAGAAAACUGAUGCAGGGAGUGUUGGCACUCAUCCCUCACGGGGCCACGUUUGGCCAAUGCAUCUUUGAGUUCUGGCCAUUCCUUGCGAUACAGCAGCUUUGUCAUCACACUGCUGCCUGCUCAUUAAGCCUGCAACCAGCAGCUCCUUAAGCCUGCAAGGGCAGGGGUGAAACACCACCAUCUGCCUGCCCCGGGCUGCCCAUGGGUGCCCACCUCCUGGUUUGCCAGCCCAGGGGAUGUUUGCAUCGGUGUUGCCAUCUCCAGAUGCCUGCGUUCGCCUGUGCUAAAAUCAGCGUUGCUCCUGGCUCGCAAGGGGAGAUUUUGCUGCUUUAAGGGGUUUGUUGCAGGGCUGUGAUGCAAAGACGCGCUGGAGCAUCCUGACUCGGCACCGCAGUGGAGGGAGACCCGUGGGGAAGGACAAGGAGCAUCUUCUCUCAGCGUCGGGGCAUGUGUAUGCCAGGGGAUGAGUGACGAGCGGCUUCCCACAUCUCCCCAUGUCCCCAUCACAGAGGAGGAUGCCAACGCCUCCUCCUCCAUCUGCCCCGAGCGCUGGGUCGAGCCCCGGUUCACGCAGGCGGCGAGGGUGCGGGUGAUCAUCACGGUCAUCUUCUUCCUGCUGGCGGCGGGCAGCAACGCGGCGGUGCUGGGCAGCCUGCUGAGGAAGAGGAGGAAAUCCCACGUGCGGCCGCUGCUCCUCAGCCUGGCGCUGGCCGACCUGCUGGUGACGGUGACGGUGAUGCCCCUGGACGCGGUGUGGAACGUGACGGUGCAGUGGUACGGAGGGGACCUCUCCUGCAAGCUCCUCAACUUCCUCAAGCUCUUUGCCAUGUACGCGGCCGCGCUGGUGCUGGUGGUCAUCAGCCUGGACCGGCACGCGGCCGUCCUCCAUCCCUUCUCCCGCGCCCGCCGCCGCAAUGGGCUGCUGCUGCGCGCUGCCUGGGCUGGCAGCGUGCUCCUGGCUUCACCCCAGCUUUUCCUCUUCCACCUGCAGACGGCCCCAGGAGGGAACUUCACCCAGUGUGUCACACACGGGAGCUUCCGAACGCACUGGGAGGAAACCGUGUACAACAUGUUCACCUUCACCACGCUCUACAUCACCCCCCUGAGCGUCAUGAUCGUUUGCUACACCCGGAUCAUUUGGGAGGUCAGCAAGCAGCUAAAGGUCAAUAAAGGUUUGAUAAGACAUCAAAGUGACCACAUCUCCAAGGCACGCAUGAAGACUCUCAAGAUGACCAUAGUGAUUGUUGCCACCUUCAUCAUCUGCUGGACCCCAUAUUACCUCCUGGGCUUGUGGUACUGGUUCCAGCCAGCCAUGAUCCAGAAGAUGCCGGAGUAUGUCAACCACAGCUUCUUCCUCUUUGGCUUGCUGCACACCUGCACCGACCCUGUCAUCUAUGGGCUGUACACCCCGUCCUUUCGGGAGGAUGUGCAGAUGUGUCUCAGGGGCAUUGAAACAGCCAUUACCAGGCAAGAGAGACACAAACCUGUCUCAGUCUCAGAGAAGAACACCAAGGAUGGUGCAGUAAACAGCGGGGUGGCAUCAGGAUGCUCCAACGGGACAACUGUCAACACGGCCUGCUGAAGAGACAUACCCACAAGGAGAUGGGAUGCACAGUUCUGGGGGCUACUUUGUCCCAUAGGAUCAUUCUGAAGACUCAUAUGGCAAUUUGCCACCCAGGUUUGGUGGGUGAGGGCCUGCGGCCAGAAGCUGGGAAUGUGCCUCCUACCUGUACUAAGGGUGACAAAUAUUUGGGGGUAUUUAUGGACAUCCUUCCAUAUUCUGGCAGCCCUGUGCCAACCAGGAAACCAUCUUCUUUUUGCACCCUAUGCAUGCUCUGGCCCUGAUUCUGGGAUCAAGCAUCUGCUGCACUUCAAGCAUCAACCCCUGGGAGGAGCACAGCACUAAGAGGGGUCACCCUGAGGGGCUGCAGAGGUGCAAUCUCAGGCUUUUACUCCAUUUUCUCCACCCCUAGGGAAAGCUCUCUGGAAAGCUCGGAUCUCCUGGCUCAGAGCCUGCCUGGCUCUCCCGUGGCUGUGUGCCAAGCCCUGGGAAGGAUCUAAGUCUUUGGGAAGUCAUUAGUGCUGAGCAUUGGUCCUCCUGGACAUGGUGGGAAGGGAGGAGGUGCUGUGGGGAUGGAGGGACUCAACUGAGAGGGGUAUAAAGAACCAUGGUGGGAUCAGAUGGGAUGGGAUGGAGUUUCUUCUCCCUUUUGGAGGCAGCCAGAGGGGAACACAGCCCCUACUGCCUUGCUCUGGCAUGCAGGGGGUUGUGCAAACACAUCCUUACACAGCAGCUCUCUGGGACACAGGGUUGAGCAGAUGAUAUGGGGUAACCAGAGAGCAAGAACCAGACUCAACACUGCCCAGGGCAUGAGCUGGCAGCUCAUCCACCAUGUGUGUGCUCUUCCCAUUCUUGCUGUGCCCUAAGAGCUUCUCCCAGCUCCAGCCCCUGCAGGUGAUGCCUGGGAUGUGUGAACGAGGCAGGUGAUGGCAUGGAAGGACCACCCUACCCAUGGUGGGUGCUGAUGGUCUUUGCCUGCACCACGAGGUCAAGAGAGGUUGCUGCAGGGAUCAGCGGGGCUGUGGUGAGUAAAUGGACGUUUUGUUUCUCAUUCCUGUGCCAGAAGUUGCUUGUGAAGGUUGGGGCCUCUUCUCUGGGUGUGGGUUGAAGAGAUGGGUUUGUUCAGCUGUGUUGCUGCCUUCCAUACAAUUAGGGAUAAUGGAUUAUUUCUUUGUUCAUUCUCAGCUGGUUGUUAUUAAAUGGGGGGAGGGUGGUUUUGAAGAGUAAUUUACUUUUGAGACACGUGGGAUUGUUGAUUUUCUUUGGGUUUGUGAAAGCUUUGGGCAGCUCAGGAGCCCGGCACUUAUAGGAGAUGGAUUUCUGGGUGUUUUUGUGACUAAUGCAGCUAUGAAUGAGCAUCUGGGCUUUAUCAGGAUGAAAGAGCUUUGGUUUAGAAUAACAAGUCUUGACUCUCUGUGGUUGCACAUGUGGGGAGGCUGGGAGAUGUCUCCCCAAGGAAGCAAAUCCCCUUUGGACACCCAGGGGGGCUUUCUCAACCCUGCCUCCCAGAGGGGAUGGAUCCCCAUCGGUCAGAAAGGGUCUGCACUGCUCUCCCAGUGCCCCAGCCGAUUACAAUUGGAGGGGUGGCAAGCAGUCCUUGCAGGUUGGCUGAGGCAAGGAGGAUAUGGAAAGCCACAGCGCUCAGGGUGAUGCUGAGCUCUACACUGGUGUCAAGCACUCGGUUUUCCCCAUGCAAACCAUGAUUUAUGCUAAACAUGCUGCCCGAAUUGAGAGCAAAACUCAGUUAGGGUGGCAGGAGCCGAGGCUGGCUGGUGGGGAUCAGUGUGAGCCCUUUAGGAAGCAUCCAAGCUCCGAGGAGAUGUGUCAUCGCCGUUUGGCUUUCCUGGGCUCCUUCCACUCAAGGUUAAUUACUCAACACCAACGGGGCUCUUGAUGCCAGCUUGGCUCGACCGGUGCAAGAAGGAGUUUCCUGUAAGGUGAUGGGAAUGGCCUGUGGUAGGGGAAGCUAAUCUAUCCAUCAGACACUCACUUGGUCUCUCUGUUUGUAUUAGUGGUGGUUGCUAAUGGGAGGCAGGCCUUGAAGGUGUGUUUGUUUUCUGGCAAGCCUCGAAUAAGCAGGAAAGCGUCUUUAAUCUCCUGAAAACAUUCUUCAUCUGCUUUGUGUUGAGUGGGAGGGAACAGGUCCAGCAUUGCUCACACACUUGAGGCCGCUUGUCUCCUCUUGCCCAGACGCAGGAUUGCUCAGAGACCUUCUCUGAGGAGCAAGAAGCAUUCUUUUUCCUUGUGGGAAAGCUUUACACCCCAUGGGUACAGUGAGAGGGCAGAAGCAGGUUUGGCUUUAGGAUGAAGAGCAGGAAAAUCAGGGUGCUGGCAAGGAUACAGCCCUCGGUCCUUGGGGAAGCACAGCGCAUCCCUUGGGAUGCUUGCAGGCACUUCAGUGCUGCUCCUUCUGCCCACCUCUCGAUACCUUCCCUCCUGUUGCUGGUGCUCAAGGCUGACAUUCUGGGAAGCCC